CCACGUACCACUCUAUCGAGGAUUGUUUAUAUUCAGUCGAAGGCUGGUACAGUUGUAACGUUCGCGUUACCGAUGUAAGAUACAAGUGAAACUCAAGCCUGUUGUGCUAUCUGGAUCCUGGGCCCGAGAUACAGCAGACUUCAUCAUUUACUUCACAGUGUUGCAGGCUACAGAGAUCAGUAGCCAUAAAUCAUGAAAGGCAUUUUAAUCACACUCCUCGUAGCUGCGCUGGUGCAGACGCAGCAUGUUGAUGAGGAUAAACAAACUUUGAUCUUAGCUGGGCAAAUUCAUGAUCUCCAAAAUGCUAAUGUUGAAGCUGUCACUGUGCCUGACAGCGAUAAGAAAAACGGAACUAAGGUGAAAUUGAAGGAAUUUGAAGAUCAUGCAGAACUGAAAGUACUGACUGAAAAACCAGAAGAGUCAUCUACUCUAAUCACUCCUGUUCUAAAGCCUGCGAGUACAGAGGACGUCACUGCAACGAAUGAAGGCCAGGCUCAGACCACAACUACACAACCAGAGUCCUCAUCACAACCAGUUCCUUUACAGCUAGAUCCUGUUGGUGUUACAGAGACUUUGGAAAGUGGAGUAUUUGACUCAAAACCAAGUGUCCCAAAGAAGGGGGCAGACCCCAAGGAUGAAAAAUUGAGUGUCCCAAAGAAGGGAGCUGAUCCCAAAGAUGAAAAACAAAGUGUUCCUAAAAAGGGAGCAGAUCCCAAAGAUGAAAAACAAAGUGUUCCUAAGAAAGGAGCUGAUCCCAAAGAUGAAAAACCAAGUGUUCCUAAGAAGGAGGUAGAUCCUAAAGAUAAUGUGGAGUCACUACUAGGAAAAGGUGUGAUGAGAAAUGGAGAUGUUCAUGUGACAUCAACUGUCCCAAAGAAGGGAGUUGACCCAGAAGAUGAAAGAAAAUCAGUACCAAGAAAAGGUGCUGAUCCUUCUGUCUUGAGUGAAUCCAGCAGUACUGUGGGUUACUUAGGGGCUGAUGUUCCCAAAUCGGUUUCCCCUGGCAAAACGGGAGAAACUUUUAACAAAAACAGGACAGGUCCUAAUAUGCCUACCCCAAGUACAAAGAAAAAAUUUACGCCUUCAGUAAAUGAAGCUUCCAUGGAUUUUGGAGAGUCUUCUACAAAACCCUUUGUAACAAUGCCCACUAAUGCAACCUCUUUUGGGAGUGACACGUCUUCAGUCAAAUCCGAAGAAUUGGAACCUCCAACUGACGAUACCACUACCACAGAAGGGUAUUCUACCACAAAUUUUAAGCCAACUGCUGCUACAGACACAAAAGGUAAGGGAGGCUCCGAGGAUGAGGAAAACAUCUCUUACACUCCAGCAGUAGUAGGUGUAGUUUUGCUUGUUGUCAUUUUUGUAACUGUUAUUGUAGUUGGAUACCGAAGGCUUCAAGAUGUUUGGAUGCGAAGACACUAUGCACGCAUGGAUUUUCUAAUUGAUGGUAUGUAUGAUGUUUAAGUGAAACUAGAAGCUCACAGUUUUGAUGAAGGUGUUGAAAAGAAAUUACACAAAAAAUUUAUAUUGUUUUCUUAAGUAUUGUUAUUGAUUUUUAUUUUUUUAUUGUCAUAAUUCACAUUUGAAGUUUAUGAUUAUUUUAAAUUAAAGUGUACAUUAGUUACUGCUAGCCUGUCUAAGUGCACUGUACGAGAAUUUUUAGCUAUCAGCAAAAUGCUUUUAGUUGAAAUACCAUAAGAAAUGCCUUUUUUUUUUUUUUUUUUUUUUUUUUUUUUUUUAUUAAUAGUAGGCUUUAGUUCCUCUUAAUUUCUAUAUUGCUUAUAGUACUAAAUAUGCUGCUUGAGAAUAGAAAAAAGAAAAUGUGUGCUUUCUGGCUAGCUUACUUGAGCAGUUAAUUUGAUGAUGAUCCAAAACCUUUUUGUCAGAUCUGUAAGUUGUACUGAUGGUGAAGUAAUCCUGAAACCUAAUGUUGUCGAUGUUCGUGUUUUAUGAAGGUGGUGAUACUGCUUCAUGAUUUUCCCACUGUAGUAGUAUUACUGUUAUAGAUGAAUACUGAAAUUUUGUCAAUGAUUACUGAAAAUUUUGCGUUUAAUUUUGUUAGUUGAUUCAACUCUGUACAUUUGCAUAUAAGUUAUGCAGAUAGAAAUGCAACUUAGUCAUUGUGUCUUCCAGUUGUAAGUUUCUUACCAUUAUUGUUUCGUUAUCUUUUCUCUUGUUUUUUUAAUAAUAUUGUUAUAACAGUUUGUAAUGGUAAUGAAAAUUUAGGAGAUGAAGGUUGUCUAGUCAUCUGAAAAAUUCUUGCGGUAAUAUUGGUGCAAUACGUAUUUACCUUUAUCUGUGGCAUAUGAUGAAUUUGAAAACAUAAGAAAAAAUAAAACAUUUUUAAAACUAGUUGAGACAUGUAUAUUGCCUCAAAUAUUGAAAUACUGUAGAAGAAUAUUUUUUUUAUUAAUUUUACCAUUAUCACAAUUUGGAACAAAAGAAUUGAAUAUACUAUAGUAUAUAUAUAGAGGCAAGUGCACUAGUGCCCUAUUUGUAAAGAACAGUUUAUACUAUUGUUAGGCAGCAACCUGCAGGUGUUAAUGAACUUGUCCUAGUACUGAAAUUUUAUUAGUUGGCAAGUGUACUGUAGUAUAUUAAUGACAUAUCAGUUACUUUAUAAACAAAGCAUUGCAUGUGAUCAGUGGAGUUUACCUUUGGAGACUAACAUCUUCCUUUUGAGAAACUGUUUGUUGUGUUGAAUAUGUGCUCUUCAUGUUGAAGACCUAUUAGUUAGACAAAUCUCAAGAGUGGUUGUCCCUUAUCAGUCAACUAGUAGUUUUAUAUACAUAGUUAUAUUUAAGUAAUGAAUUGUAAAAUAUAUUGUUAGAAAUAGCAAUUGAACAGAAUAAAUUGUUGUGUCAAAAAGCGGCAAAAAAAUAUGAUAGUAAUUUCCACAAAUUUUUGUAAUUUAUAUUAGUACAUUCCCUAGUGAUUUCAAUACUGUUUGCCAGAGAUUUAAUUUUUUCUGGUGAUGCAUUUGGCUUUUAUUUUUGAGAGAUUUUUGUCAGGUAUGGUUUAUUAAGUGGUAUAAAAAUUAAUGGUUAUUGUAAAAAAAUCUUUUAAAAAUCAGUUUUAGCAGAAGGAUACGAUUGGAUUAACAUCUGUUACAUUCCUUUACUACCAGUUCCUUCAUUGUUUCAGGCUGAAGUCUUUUGGAGUACAAAAGUGGUAAUGGAAUAACUCAAUAAGUACUUUUUGUUACCAGUGAUAAAUGAUUGUGAACUAUAUUAUUACUUUAUUUCACAAAUAAUCUGAAUCUGACACUGUUAUUUAUAUAAUCUUUUUAUUUGUGUGUAGUAUUAGAUGUUAGGGUACAGAGGAGACUGUUGAAGACAAGUUACUCAACUUUUAUAUGGGUUGGAGACUGUUGAAGACAAGUUACUAACUUUUGUAUUGGUUGAAAAAAAGUAAUUUAGAUCGUUUAAAUACUGUACGCUUGAUAUCUCAAAAAUUUUAAGUUACAAUUUUUCCAAGUCGAUGAUUGCUACUUUUUGUUAUUUGUGCUGUGUAUUACAUUUUACGUCGACUUUCUCAUUCCAUUUUAAGGGUUAACCAGUUAUUUCAGCCAUCGUAGAUUUCAGUGCGCAGGACCAGUCUGCCUUUUUUUUUUU
Macrobrachium nipponense is the source of this 3614-nucleotide messenger RNA. RefSeq lists its product as uncharacterized. The coding region runs from base 193 to 1464 and encodes 423 amino acids. Lineage: Eukaryota; Metazoa; Arthropoda; Malacostraca; Decapoda; Palaemonidae. The transcript has 4 exons. The record is from RefSeq and is a predicted model, not a curated record.